Molecule: messenger RNA, 1619 nt
Organism: Diprion similis
Lineage: Eukaryota; Metazoa; Arthropoda; Insecta; Hymenoptera; Diprionidae
Product: trypsin-1-like
Exons: 7
Coding region: 268-1329 (353 amino acids)
Biological process (GO): proteolysis
Molecular function (GO): serine-type endopeptidase activity
Source: RefSeq, a predicted model, not a curated record
UGUAUCUCUUAACAGCAGCACGUCGAUAAACGAAACUUUGUCCGAUAAUUCUUCCGGUAGAGAUUUCGCGAGAGUGUUUACGCUGAAUUAACAUAUUGGCCGAGCACGAAUUUUCACCGGUCAUUCCCGCCAGUCGAGUAUUUCGUAUAAAUAAAGAUGUAGCACGGAAAUAAAGCCUGUGUGAAAGUGCCCGCGGCCUCAGUAGCGAGUGAGCAAUAGAAUUAAAUUGAUUUCAACGUCUUGUCGUCUAGUGUCUUACGAGUAGCCAUGGUGAGGAGUUCAACCAUCAUCCGUAACGCAGGGAUCUUAUUAUGUCUGAUUGCCGUGACCCUAGCCGCCAAUAUUCUUGCGGACAACCAGGAUUUCAAUCAACAGUCCCAUCCUCUGGUCACGGAAGGUUUGAAGCUGGUGAAUUCAACUGAUGCUAAUCCGAACAACCAGCAAACUGACAAGGGAAUCUGGGAAUGGGUUACUUCGAUUUUCAACAAACCCAGUCAAAGUCCAAUCCCAAGUGCUCCCCCAGUCGUUGAGCCAGUUACACCACCGGAAAAUUGUCCAGCUUGCAAGUGCGGAUUGACGAAUCAACAUAACAGGAUCGUCGGUGGAAUGGAAACACAGGAGAACCAGUAUCCGUGGAUGGUGGCGCUUUUUUACGACGGAAGAUUUUAUUGCGCGGCAUCAUGCAUCAACUCUCACUACCUCUUAACCGCAGCUCACUGUGUCCAAGGAUUCGAUAUAGCUCGAUUGAGUGCGCAGAUUCUCGUACACGAUAUAAAGUCUUCCCUAUCUCAGGGUAAAAUCAAACAGUACAAAGUGAAACAGAUAAUCAAGCAUACCGGUUACUCCCCCUUCAACUACAACAACGAUAUUGCUUUACUGAAAUUAGACGGCACCAUCACCUUUGACGACUCUGUGAGACCAGUUUGCUUACCGGAGUUGCACAAGACGUUUAGCGGAGAAAAGGGGAUCGUUACCGGAUGGGGGGCGACGGCGGAAUCCGGACCGCUAGCCCAUAAGCUUCAGGAGUUGAUGGUGCCGAUCCUGAGCAACAUUGAGUGCAGGGCCUCUAAGUACCCUUCGCGGCGAAUAACAGACAACAUGUUGUGCGCCGGAUACCCAGAAGGAGGCAAAGACUCAUGCCAGGGUGACAGUGGAGGUCCUCUCCACGUGGCCGUCGAUUCGGUUCACAGCGUCGUCGGAAUUGUCUCCUGGGGCGAGGGAUGUGCCCAGAAAAAUUUCCCUGGAGUUUAUACGAGGGUAAAUCGUUACGUAACUUGGAUACGACGCAACACUCUGGAUGCUUGCUACUGCAAGUCACCACGUAUGUAGUCCACGCAAAUUUGCCGGUGCUGCUAAUAUUGGCUCUUCAACUCAGUUUCAGUAUUAUUCGAGAUGCCUGUAGGAUUUGCUCAUGUUAACAGCACACAAAAUCGAUGGAAAUGCAACGCAACUCUCAUUCGAUACCUCAUAACAUUGAGUUUAAUUUUAAACGUUGAGAGAAUCAAAGGAAAAGCGCUACAGCCGUUAUACCUACUGUGCACUUGAAAAUCGCGAAAAGUAUAUCCUUUUCAAGACUUCAUUGGUUCGUUCGUUACUCUUGCUUGUUUUUUUUUCAUUUC